This is a messenger RNA of Emiliania huxleyi CCMP1516, 1624 nucleotides long. RefSeq lists its product as hypothetical. The record is from RefSeq and is a predicted model, not a curated record. NCBI's taxonomy places the organism in Eukaryota, Haptophyta, Isochrysidales, Noelaerhabdaceae. Gene Ontology annotation, molecular function: methyltransferase cap1 activity; nucleic acid binding. The transcript has 9 exons. Gene Ontology annotation, biological process: 7-methylguanosine mRNA capping. Gene Ontology annotation, cellular component: cytoplasm; nucleus. The coding region runs from base 1 to 1542 and encodes 513 amino acids.
AUGAUGGCCAAGAUGGGGCAUGUCGCGGGCAAGGGCCUCGGCAGGACGGGGCAGGGCAUCUCGCGCGCCAUCGAGGAGAAGGGCAACCUGGGCGUCCUCGGCCUCGGCUUCCAGCAGCCGGGCCGUUGCCUCGGUUUCCAGCAGCCGGGCCUGGUGGGCGACGACGCGCCGGUGGCGGAGCCUCUCGGUCCCGAGGAGCUGGCGGUGCUCCCGGAGGUGGUGUGGCUCGACGUCGGCGGCAUCGAGACGCCGUCUGCCGGCGUGAUGGCUGGCUGGGUGGAGGAGGGCGCGCGCAAGGCGUCGAUCGACGACGAGACGGACCAUGUCGACGCCGAGAUGGCCGCCAUCGACACCGCCCUCGAGGGCAUCUUUUCGUGCGCCGACGCGCCCGACCCGCCCUCCGCCUACGACGAGGCCAGUACGUGCUGUGGCGGCGGGGCGGGCGACCACGACUUUACGCCCGGCCGCUUCCACGGCUGCGCGCCGGCCGAGCUUUUCCACCCCUACUACGGUCCGGCCAACGACGGCGACCUGUACUCGUCGCCCAACCUGCGCGGGCUGCGCGAGCUCGUGAUGCGCUCGACGGACGGGCAAGGGCUGCACAUGAUGAUGGCCGACGGCGGCUUCGACGUGUCGGGCAACGAAAACAUCCAGGAGCUCAUGAACAAGCAGCUGCUGCUGACGCAGUUCGCCGCCGCCGCCGGCUCGCUGCGGGAGGGGGGCCACUUUGUGUGCAAGGCGUUUGACGUCUUCACGCCCUUCUCGGCGGGCCUGCUCCACCUGAUGGCGGCGCACUUCUCCUCGAUCGCGCUGUACAAGCCCGCGCAGUCGCGCCCCGCCAACUCCGAGAGGUACGUCCUCUGCCGCGGCUUGCGUGGCGGCGGCGCGGGCGCGUCGCUGUUCGAGCACUUGCUCUCGGUCAACGAGCGCAUCAACGAGCUCAAGCCGAGCUGGGGCCGCUCGCAGCUCGACCCGACCGGCCGCGACGUACUCGCCCUCGUCCCGCUGCCUCUUCUCCGCGCGUCGCCCGUCGGGGCGUACCUGCGCGAGUCGAAUGACCGCAUCGGCGUGACGGAGCAGGUGGACGGCUCGCUGCGCGACGCGCUCCACGUGUUCGACGCCGCCGUCAUCGCCGGUGACGACGCGUACCGCCUCUCCGAGCUGCCGCGCGCGCUCGAUGAGGCCGAGGCGCGCGCCUCGUCGGGCGUGCGCGGGACGCGGUGGCCGUUCUGCGGCGCGCUGCUCUUCCCCGGCCACGCCGUGCCGUCGACGCAGCCGCCGGGGCCCGGCUGGGACCGGCACCGCUGCCGCUCGCGGACGACGGGGCAGGAGCACCGCUCGCGGACGACGGGGCAGGAGUACUACGCGAGCGCGAGCCACCCCGGCCAGUCGAUCCCGAUCGUGCGCAAGCCAAUCUCCUUCCGCGGCUGCCUGCAAGCGCUCGUCCGCUGGGACGCGCGCCGCGGGGACGUGCCGCUGGCCAAGCUGCGGCAGUUUGGGAAGGAGGUGGCGGCGAUGGCGGGCGGCUCGACCGCGAGGUGACGCCGCGCGGCGCUUUCGCGCGCGCCACGGGCGCCAUGCAAGGACAGCGCGAAGGCGUGUUUUGCCACCGGCAAGAAUUUGC